This is a messenger RNA of Haplochromis burtoni (Burton's mouthbrooder), 2914 nucleotides long. RefSeq names its product retinol dehydrogenase 8a (gene rdh8a). The coding region runs from base 302 to 1255 and encodes 317 amino acids. Gene Ontology annotation, biological process: estrogen biosynthetic process. Gene Ontology annotation, molecular function: estradiol 17-beta-dehydrogenase [NAD(P)+] activity. The record is from RefSeq and is a predicted model, not a curated record. The transcript is spliced from 6 exons. Lineage: Eukaryota; Metazoa; Chordata; Actinopteri; Cichliformes; Cichlidae. Gene Ontology annotation, cellular component: cytoplasm.
CCCCUCCACGCACGCGCGUGCAAGUCCACACAUUUUUAAGGAAAUUAACUAGGCUACUUUUUCUAGGGCAGUUGGCACCUAUCAAGUAACUGCAAGGGGUGUUUGCGGUAUCACGUCUUUUUUUGAGGGGGGGGUGUUUACUGAUUUUUAUGAAACAUGUGACUGAAUUAGGCGCUCACAUGGCUGCUGUGGCUGCAUGAUCGGCUUUAGUUUUUUAAAGUUCGGUUAUCGGUAGCUCCCUCGGCUGGGACCAUCUGGAGCAGAAGACCCCUGAAAAACACUGCGCGUAUACGGACAAAUCAUGGCGAACAGUGGGCAGAAAGUUGUGCUGAUCACCGGCUGCUCCUCCGGCAUCGGGUUACGAAUUGCCGUCAUCCUGGCCAAAGAUGAAAAGAGUCGUUACCAUGUCAUUGCCACGAUGCGGGACCUGAAGAAGAAGGACAAGUUGGUGGAGGCAGCUGGAGACGCAUAUGGAAAGACCUUGACGUUGCUUCCAUUAGAUGUGUGUAGCGAUGAGUCCGUCAGGCAGUGCGUCAAUAACGUUAAGGACCGCCAUAUUGAUAUUCUGAUCAACAAUGCAGGUGUGGGCUUGCUUGGACCUGUGGAAAGCAUCAGCAUUGAGGAGAUGAAAAAAGUAUUUGAGACCAACUUCUUUGGAGUGGUUCGUAUGAUCAAAGAAGUGAUGCCAGACAUGAAGAAGAGGCGUUCAGGGCACAUUAUCGUCAUGAGCAGCGUCAUGGGUCUUCAGGGUGUGGUAUUCAACGAUGUUUACACUGCUUCUAAGUUUGCAAUGGAGGGCUUCUGUGAGAGUUUGGCUGUGCAACUGAUGAAGUUCAAUAUCAGGUUGUCCAUGAUUGAGCCUGGCCCAGUGCACACUGAAUUUGAAACGAAAAUGAUGGAGGAUGUGGCUAAGAUGGAGUAUCCGGGUGCGGAUGCUGACACAGUUCGUUAUUUUAAAGACGUAUACCUGCCAUCAUCAAUAGAUAUAUUUGAGGCCAUGGGCCAAACACCAGAUGACAUAGCUAAGUGCACUAAAAAGGUUAUUGAGUCAAACAACCCUCGCUUCAGGAAUCUGACCAACAGCCUCUACACACCCAUUGUGGCCCUGAAAUAUGCCGAUGAGACUGGAGGCCUGUCUGUAAACACAUUCUACAAUCUACUCUUCAAUUUCGGCCCUCUCAUGCACAUCACCAUGAGCAUCCUCAAGUGUUUGACGUGCAGCUGCCUGCGUAGACGCACUAUCUCACCUAACUGAAGAUGGAGUGUGUAAUUCUGUCACUUAACUUUAACCUCCCAGUUUGUUGAACGGAGGUUUCCUGAACAGGCUAGACUAGAGCAAGUAACCUGGAGAGAAGAGCCACCUUUUAGUUUAAAGACAGAGCCACAAUAAGCUUCUCAAGACAACAUGCACAGCUGCACAAGUUUGUCACAGAGAUGUUAUAUAUAGGGUGACCUUAUGUACUGACACAGAAACAUGCAUACACCACAACACACACAUACAAACAACACACACAUUGGAUUAUUGUAUAUAUAAUAUGACGAGGAACUCAUGCCAGAGUCUGGGUAGUAUGACAAGAACUGAACAGCUGCUUUGUAAGUUGUUGGAUAUAUAUGUUGUUAAAUGAAAACGUAAAGAUGGAACUUAAGAUUGAAACACAUGGACAGAUGUCAAAGCACAAGAAAUAAAUUAAGAUGAUGAGAGAAACCAUAAAAUUAUAAUAAAUAUCACAAUCACAAUACCAUAAGUUGCAACCUAGGUAUUGCUUCAUUACUCAUCAGAGUAAUGACAUAUAAGACAGAGUCAGAAUAUAUGAUAAAUAUAUAUAUAAAUAUUUCAUCUUUUGUUCUUCAGUGCCCUUAAUUUUAUGUUCAUCUUAAUAUAAUGUUCGCAUGGUCAUAACUGCUGUUGAAUCAUAUUUCUAAUCUUUGAUAAACCGAAUGUUUGUUUGUUUUGGUUUGGGUUUGUUUUUUCAAGUUUUACGAAGGGCUGGAUCAGAUACUUUUACCAAGCAAAUUAAUGGAAAAAAUAAAGUGAAUUCUGAUUUACUCUGAAUGUUUUUUUAAGAACACAAAUAACAAAAAACGUGACCACUUUGACUUUGAAAGCUCUCUGUCUGACAGACUCAGUCAACACCACAGGGGGGCGGCAUUUCACUGUUUUACCCUGAUUCCGAACCUGUGGAUUACACGGGACAUGCACUGAUUUUUUUACAGUAUUAUUCACAUAAAAGCACAGUUUUCAACAAAAUAUUCCAUUUGCCUGAAGUAGUUCUGGGGUCCUGACAUUGUGCUUUCUGGCUCACCAGUAUGGUUUACUGAGACAUCUGGUGCAGUGAAAUUUACUUCACCUGUGUUUUCCUACUGCUGAGAAGCAGCUGAAGUUGUCCAGGAACUGGUAUCUACUUGAGACAGACAAGUAGGACAAUAUUUAAUUAAAUUAGUUUGAGAAACUGGCCAUUACACUUAUUUUUCACUAGCUAUAUUUGUAACAAUUUAUCUAUUAGUAAUAAAUGUAUCAAGGUUAAACCCUAUGGAUAUUUUGAAAAUACUGGUUGAAAAAAAUAUAAUAAGAGAAUGUGUUCAAAAAUCAUUUUUUAAUUUCAUACACAGGUCAAAACAAAAACUCCUGCAUAAGGCCAAUUUUUGAGCACACACUUAAAUUUUUGUCAGUGAGACAAAUUGUCUGUGCUCAUGCACAAAAAUUAGCAUGUGUUUGCAUGCAUGUGAAUGUGUUUGUGAAUGUGUUAUAAGACCAUGUCUAUGGGCCAAGAUAGUGAUCUGUUGAUGGAUAUAAAGAGGUCAUGGCCUGCUCCCCAUCAAAACCCCUCCCUUGAACCCCCAACCCUCUCACACACACACCCGGCUUUGUGCCGUGUGAGAGAAUGUGACCUGGUUCCCAUCCCUGAGGAGGGGU